Molecule: messenger RNA, 285 nt
Organism: Suillus subaureus
Lineage: Eukaryota; Fungi; Basidiomycota; Agaricomycetes; Boletales; Suillaceae
Exons: 2
Coding region: 1-285 (94 amino acids)
Source: RefSeq, a predicted model, not a curated record
AUGGCGUAUCUAGCAAAUCUACCCACAGACAUUUGUAAUGGACAAGGCAUAGGUGGCAGCUAUAUAGUUGGAUGGCUUCCAAUUGUGAAGGAAGACAGAGACUAUGCCAGCAAGCCAAGCUGGGUCAACUUCAAGAAUGCUGUUUGGCACAAGUCAUUCUCAAAGAUCCUCUCUCCACUAGCAUCAAAAUCUCACACAGGACAAUGGUUUGAGUGUUUUGAUAGUGUUCAAUGCUGGUUCUUUCCUUUCAUCCUAAUUUUAUUGGCUGAUUAUGAGGAACAGUGA